AUGGCACCUCUACGAGUGCUUGUUCUUCCGGCUCUCGCCGCCGUCGCCGCCGCCAUCAACGUAGCUGACUACGUCCCGGCCUGCGGGGCCCCGUGUAUCACUGAGGCCGUCGACAAGCACACCACUUGCGAUGAGGGCGACAACGCUUGUAUCUGCGCCUCCGUCUAUACCGUCAAGCGCGACGGUGAGAUCUGCCUGCGAAGGGAUUGCUCUACGACUGACUAUGGCAGUGUCAUGAAGGGCAUCGACACCUUCUGUGCCGACGUCGCCGCUGGCCCAACUGGGCCGACUACUAGCUCCACCCCCGAGCCUACCCCUGAACCUACUAGCAGCUCUUCUUCCGCCUACCCGACAUCGCCGUCGCCCUCUUCUUCAGAGGAGACCAGCUCUACUGAGACCCCGAGCUCUAGCUCCAGCGGUGGUUACCCCACGGAAUCUCCUUCCAGCUCCACCGAGGUGCCCAGCUCCAGCUCUAGCGGUAGCUACCCUACCGAGUCUUCCUCCAGCUCGGAGACCGCCGCCCCGCCUUCUUCCUCUUCCCCGGCUCCUCCAGUGUCUUCGGGAACUAGCUACCCUACCGUGCCCACCGGCACUGGUGGCCCUACCACCCCCGUUCCUCUCGGAUCUAGCACCUUUGCCCCUACUGCCCCGUCUUCCGGCGGCCAGGUCCCUACCGGACCUUCUUCCGUCCCCGAGGGCUUUCCCUCCAGCGCCCCCUCCGGCAGCGCGACCGCCACUCCCGUUGCCCCUGGCGCUGGUGCCCGCGCCGAGGCUCGUCUCGGCGCCAGCGUGGCGGCUCUCGUCAUCGCCAGCGGAAUCAUGUACUUCGCCUUCUAA
This is a messenger RNA of Daldinia decipiens, 837 nucleotides long. RefSeq lists its product as uncharacterized. The record is from RefSeq and is a predicted model, not a curated record. NCBI's taxonomy places the organism in Eukaryota, Fungi, Ascomycota, Sordariomycetes, Xylariales, Hypoxylaceae. Bases 1 to 837 code for a protein of 278 amino acids. The transcript has 2 exons.